UAGAACUUACGUGGCAUGAUAGCAGAACUUGUUUCUUUGGAAGACCCUACGUUGGUUCAAACCCACAACCCAUGUUUCGACGAAGUUUCAUAUGGUACCGAAGUUUUAGUUUUUCAAUCACCGGUUUUGCAUUCGCAAUUGCUCAAAGCGGUUGCCGAAUUUCAAUCGGGCACAGUUAAGGGGAAAGGAGAGAGUGAUUUCACGAAUGGGGAUCAAGAGAAAAUAUCAGAACGUUUACGGAAAGCUAUGAAAGGACUGGGUACUGAUGAAAAGGUGAUAAUUGAAGCGUUGUCUUCGCAUACUAACACACAAUUACAGACUGUUAAAUCUACUUACAAGACUUUAUAUGGAAGGGACUUAGAAGAGGACCUGAGAAGUGAGCUAUCGGGACAUUUUGAAAGCCUUUGUAUAUACAGACUAACACCGUCCACUGAAUUUGAUGCUAAAUGUCUUCGUAAAGCUAUGAAGGGUAUUGGUACAAAGGAGGUUACGUUGAUCGAAAUUCUAUGUUCACAUAAUAACUCUGAAAUUAAGAACAUUAAAGAAGACUACAGGAAAGUUUAUGAGAGAGAUCUAGAGGAAGAUAUUAAAGAAGAGACUAGUGGGGACUUCCAACGUAUAUUGGUGUCUUUGCUGCAGGGAAACAGAGACGAAAAUCAAACUGUGGACCAAAAAGAAGUAGAAGAAGAUGUUAAGGAAUUAAAACAGGCUGGAACUAAACUUAUGUUUGGAACUGACGAAUCUGUAUUCAACAAAAUAUUAGCAAAACGAAGUUUGUCACAUUUGAAGGCUGUUUUUGAAGCAUAUAGAUCUGAUGAACAGAAAGACAUAGAAACUGUAGUUGCAGAUGAGAUGAGUGGAAAUUUGAGCACAGCAUUUCUUGCUGUUGUGAGGUUUAUUAAGGAUCCUCUAGAAUACUUUGCUAGUUGUUUCCAUGAGACCAUGUGUGGUCCAGGGACAGAGGAUGAACGUCUGAUGCAACUAGUAGUUGCUCACUGUGAGGUUGACCUGAAAGAUAUUGCUGAUAAAUAUAUGGAACUGUACAAGAAAGGGUUAGCGUUAGCCAUAGAGGAGGACACUUAUGGAGAUUAUAGGAAAUUAUUGUUAAGACUUUCUGGAAAGGAUUGAUUUUAUGAUUUUAAUCUAGUUUAAGGACCAUUUAGUCACUUGCCAUUUUAUAUCAUUUUUAGAUUUUAUACAUGUUAAUUUUUUUUUUUAGAAAACUUUGACUUUUCUACACACAUCUAACUGAAUGCCACAGAAAACCUUUUUUUAGCAACUUUUAAUGUUGCCAUGAAAACAUAUUGUGUUUGUAGACAUUCACAUGUAUAAAUAUCUUUUAACUAUGAUUAAAAAUAUAUUGGAAAGUAAUUCUUUUUUUGCAAAUGUGUGGAUUUUCCAAAUUAAAUCAGCUUCUAUAUAGUG
Mytilus trossulus (common blue mussel) is the source of this 1425-nucleotide messenger RNA. RefSeq names its product annexin A13-like. The transcript has 9 exons. Gene Ontology annotation, molecular function: calcium-dependent phospholipid binding; calcium ion binding. Gene Ontology annotation, cellular component: cytoplasm. Bases 16 to 1128 code for a protein of 370 amino acids. The record is from RefSeq and is a predicted model, not a curated record. Lineage: Eukaryota; Metazoa; Mollusca; Bivalvia; Mytilida; Mytilidae.